Molecule: messenger RNA, 1923 nt
Organism: Quercus robur (English oak)
Lineage: Eukaryota; Viridiplantae; Streptophyta; Magnoliopsida; Fagales; Fagaceae
Product: protochlorophyllide-dependent translocon component 52, chloroplastic-like
Exons: 7
Coding region: 167-1786 (539 amino acids)
Molecular function (GO): 2 iron, 2 sulfur cluster binding; chlorophyllide a oxygenase activity
Source: RefSeq, a predicted model, not a curated record
CAAUACCUAGUACCAUUUCUAAACAAAGUUUUCUACUCUUUUUUUUACUCAACAAUUCAGAGCCUCAAGUUCAGCCUCAAACUUCCACCAUAAUAAAGUUUUGAACAGCCUCAAGCCCUCGAGUGUUUCUCACUUUUCUUUAGUUUGAGCAGUGAAAGAAGCAGCCAUGGAAGCUCUGAAAGCUUCCUCUUUUCCUUCACUUCACAUAAAUACCAUACUUCAUAAAACCCAAUUCAGAAGGCCCAUGUUCUUGAAUUUUCAUUUCAUUCCAAUUCCCAGUUCAUCUUUCUCGUUAUUCCACAAAAAACAAUCAAAAUUCAAGGCUUUUACCACCAUAUCAUCCACGGUUUCAACAGAACCCACAAACCCACCUGAGCCAGUGCUUGAAACUCACAGUCAAGGUGAGAAAUUUGAUUGGUAUUCACAAUGGUACCCAGUUAUGCCAGUCUGUGACCUGGACAAGAGGAGGCCACAUGGAAAAAAAGUGAUAGGUCUUGAUGUGGUUGUGUGGUGGGAUAGGAAUGAGGAAGUUUGGAAAGUGUUUGAUGAUAGGUGUCCUCAUAGGUUGGCCCCAUUGUCUGAAGGAAGGAUUGAUCAGUGGGGUAGGUUGCAGUGUGUGUACCAUGGUUGGUGUUUUAAUGGUUCUGGCGACUGCAAGUUCAUCCCUCAAGCACCUCCUGAAGGCCCUCCGGUGCACACAGUCAAGAAAGCAUGUGUAGCUGUUUAUCCAAGUACUGUGCAGAACAACAUCGUUUGGUUUUGGCCGAACUCAGAUCCUCAAUACAAAGAUAUUCUUAUGGAGAAAAAACCCCCCUACAUCUCAGAAAUAGAUGAUCCUUCAUUUACUAACUCAAUGGGAAAUAGAGAUAUUCCUUAUGGAUAUGAGGUAUUGGUGGAGAAUCUUAUGGACCCUGCUCAUGUUCCAUAUGCUCAUCAUGGAAUAAUGCAAACUCGACGACCAAAAGACAGUGUGAAGGCUGAUAGAGAGGGGGGCAGACCGCUUGAACUGAUAAUUGAAAAGUUAGACAUCAAUGGGUUCAAAGCAGAUCAGGGAUGGAGCAAUAGCAAAUUUCUUCCCCCAUGUGUGUUUUAUGCGUAUACUAAGCCUGUGAAUCAAGCUAAUGGAUCUGAAUCGUCAGUGGGAACCAAAAAGGAAACAUCAGUGCAACGGAGUUUCACUUUAAUUUUCAUUUGUAUUCCAGUUAGUCCAGGGAAUAGCAGAUUGAUAUGGACCUUCCCAAGAAACUUUGGUGUUUGGAUUGAUAAAGUCGUGCCACGAUGGAUGUUUCAUGUGGGACAAAACCUGAUUCUAGACUCUGAUUUAUAUCUUCUUCACAUAGAGGAGCGUAAGAUAAUGGAUGUAGGUAAUGCCAAUUGGCAUAAAGCUUGUUUUGUGCCAACAAAGUCAGAUGCCCUUGUGAUUGGAUUUAGAAAAUGGCUAAACAAGUAUGCUGGUGGUCAAGUUGAUUGGAGAGGCAAGUACAGUGGGGCUCUUCCCCCAACUCCUCCUAAAGAACAGCUGAUGGAUAGGUACUGGUCACAUGUGGUGAACUGCCGAAGUUGCAACAUUGCAUACAAAGGUCUCAAUGCACUUGAAGUUGUCCUCCAAGUUGUCUCUAUUGUUUCAAUUGGGAUUGCUGCUGCAGCCAAGCAGGGUGCAAUUUCAGCAGUUGCGAGAACCACAAUGGUUUUGCUGGCAGUACUAUUUUAUGCAUCUUCCAGAUUGUUGGCUCACUUCAUCUACAAAAACUUCCAUUACCACGGCUAUGAUCAUGCUUUUCGCUGAUGCUAGUCUAACUUAAUAUGCAGACUUAAAACACCAUUUCUGGUGGUGUAAAUGUGGCAUCGGCAUAAAUGUAUGUACAGUAAAGGUUAAUGAAACUGGCAUAAAGAAAAAUCACUCUUUCGGUGUUUUUGUGUUUA